Lodderomyces elongisporus is the source of this 390-nucleotide messenger RNA. It is a transcript of the gene HTA1, whose product is annotated as Hta1p. NCBI's taxonomy places the organism in Eukaryota, Fungi, Ascomycota, Pichiomycetes, Serinales, Debaryomycetaceae. Gene Ontology annotation, biological process: heterochromatin formation. Bases 1 to 390 code for a protein of 129 amino acids. The record is from RefSeq and is a predicted model, not a curated record. Gene Ontology annotation, cellular component: chromatin; nucleosome. Gene Ontology annotation, molecular function: structural constituent of chromatin; DNA binding; protein heterodimerization activity. The transcript has a single exon.
AUGACUGGUGGUAAGGGUAAGAGCGGUGUUGCCGCUGUUGCUCAAGGAGCCUCAAACAGCAGAUCUUCUAAAGCAGGCUUGACGUUUCCAGUUGGAAGAGUUCAUCGGUUUUUGAGAAACGGGAAUUAUGCGCAGAGGAUCGGAUCAAGUGCACCAGUUUAUUUGGCUUCUGUUUUAGAGUAUUUGACAGCGGAGAUUUUGGAAUUAGCAGGAAAUGCCGCUAGAGACAAUAAGAAGUCCAGAAUCAUUCCCAGACAUUUGCAGUUAGCAAUUAGGAAUGACGAAGAGCUAAACAAGCUAUUGGGUCAGGUCACGAUUGCGCAAGGUGGUGUUAUGCCCUACAUUCACCAGAACUUGUUGCCAAAAAAAUCCGGAAAGGCAGCCGUUUGA